Messenger RNA from Hemicordylus capensis (graceful crag lizard), 4258 nucleotides. RefSeq names its product CREB regulated transcription coactivator 2 (gene CRTC2). Gene Ontology annotation, biological process: protein homotetramerization; positive regulation of transcription by RNA polymerase II. Gene Ontology annotation, cellular component: nucleus; cytoplasm. Gene Ontology annotation, molecular function: cAMP response element binding protein binding. Lineage: Eukaryota; Metazoa; Chordata; Lepidosauria; Squamata; Cordylidae. Bases 1099 to 3282 code for a protein of 727 amino acids. The record is from RefSeq and is a predicted model, not a curated record. The transcript has 14 exons.
CUGACUGAAGCAGUUGGCGGGGUGGGUUAGGUGCUAUAGAGGAGGGUCCUGAGGGGUAUUCAGGGGGCAGCCCUGGGAGAAAGUGGUAGAUAUUUUUAAGGCUUAGGGGCGUGUGUGUGUUUGGAAGUGUGGUGGGAGAGUGCCUUGGAGGUUUGAAGUAAUAAGUCCAUGGUGGGGCAGGGGGAGCUUAUUUGUGGGUAGGGUAUCCCUAACGGAUCAGGAUCCUGGCAGCAGUUAGGAGAGACUUCUUCUGGGAGACAGCACAACUUGACUCUGGUGGUCAAGCAAUGGGUCGUGCGCUGAGGAGUGGGGCCAGUGUGUGUGUGUGUGUGUGUGUGUGUGUGUGUGAAGGCAGUGGGGCCGAAUGAGGUAAUGGGGGUGUUGCCAAAGGGCGGGAGUGAGUCGGCGGAGGUCCCUAGGGCUGGGGUGCAGUGAGAUCAUCGGAGGGGCGCUGUUGAUGGCGGGGCGGGGCGCUUGGAGACGGUUCGGGGGUGUGACAUAUAUGGGGGGAUGCUGCCUGCUAGAUAGGAAUGGAUACUGUGUGUGUGUGGGGGGGUUUGUAUCUAGGAGAUGGUCUUUGGGGCUGUUAGGGGUAACACAAGAUGGGGGGAGUCAAAGUUUCUGACAGCAGGGAGUUAGGAAACCAUAGUUGUCAAUAGUGUUCCCUCUGACAGGGAUUCCCAGAUGUUGUUGACUUCAAUUCCCCUAAUCCCCAGCCAAAGGCCCCUGCAGCUGGGGAUGCUGGGAGUUGUAGUCAACAACAUCUGGGAAUCCCUGUCAGAGGGAACACUGCUUGUCAGUCUGGCCUAGGAGAGGAUGGGAGGGAGGCCUAAUGGGCGAGGCACUACUCAGGAUUAGGGUUAAGGGUAUAUUGGCACAAUUUCCAGGGCGGUGAGGAAGAGUCCUGUGUUAGGCGAACGGACCUCCUGGGCACAGGAUCUAGGGUAGGGAGCCCAUUGCUAGAGGAGGUGGGGUGAGGGCAAAUGGCCUGGGAGAGAAGUCGGUGUGAAGUGUCCGGAUCUUGUGAAGGGGGGGCAGAUCACAGUGAUCUCGGGAAGGGCUUGAGCUGGCGUCCGUGGUGUGUUGGGAGGAGGCUGCAUGUGGGGGCAGUCAGUGGGGAGUGCACUGAACGGGCAGCGCCUACAGCACAGAAGUGAAGUAUUGGACUUGUGGAGUUUUCUGCUUCUGCUGGGGAGCGCUGGCGGGGAUCCGCCUUCGGAGGUGCCAGCCCUAGGCUCAGCGGGCCUCUUGGACGUGGGCCGGCUGCAGGCUCAGAAGCUACGCUUGGCACACAGCCGGGGCCCUUACUACAGCGGCUCCCUGCCCAACGUCAACCAGAUCGGAAGCGGCGCCUCGGAGUUUCAGGGCCCCCUCCACUCGCCUCUGGACUCGGCUCGUGGCACGCGGCACCAUGGCUUGGUGGAACGGGUGCAGCGGGAUCCCCGGCGCAUGGUGUCCCCCCUCCGCCGCUACAUGCGCCAGAUGGACAGCUCCCCCUACAGCCCUGCGUACCUGUCUCCCCCCGCCGAGCCCAGCUGGAGGAGGACCAUGCCUUGGGGUAACUUUCCCACGGAGAAAAGGCACUUGUUUAGGCUGCCCGCGGCGCUCAACAGAACAAAUUCAGACUCUGCCCUACACACGAGCGUGAUGAACCCCAACCCUCAGGACACAUACCUGGGCCCGUCCCAGGGGGGCCCCCCUGCAAAUCGCAAGAGCGGUUACCUGGACGGUGACAUUGACAGCAAAGUGUUUCUUUUCCAAGUGCCUUCCAUCGAAGAGAACCUCCUGGAUGACGGCAAGCAGUUGCUGAAACCCUGGGACCCCAAAAAGCUCUCUUCGUCGUCCGCCCGUCCGAGGUCCUGUGAGGUACCUGGGAUUCACAUCUUCCCGUCGCCAGACCAGCCGGCCCAUCUGCCCCUGAUCCCCUCCAACCUUAACACGGGGGGCUCCCUCCCCGACCUCACCAAUCUGCACUUUCCGUCCCCGCUGCCUACGCCUCUGGACCCGGAUGAGUCGGGAUAUCCCAGCUUGAGUGGCGGGAGCAGCACCGGCAACCUGGCCAACACCAUGACGCACCUGGGCAUCAGUGGCGGCAUGGGCCUUGGCCCUGGCUACAACUCCCCAGGCCUGUGUUCAUCUAUGCAGAGCUCCCUCAGUAACCCCUGCAUCCAGUCCGCGCUUAGCAACCCCUCCCUGCAGGGCUCCCUCAGCAACCCCUCGCUGCGCUCCUCCCCCAGCAGCUCCUCCCUCCCCUCCUCCCUCAGCAGCUCCUCCCUCCCCUCCUCCCUCAGCAACCCCUCCCUCCCCACCUCCCUCAGCAGCCAAUCGGUCCAGUCCGCCCCCGGCAACCCCCCUGGGGCCCUGCAGCAGUCCGGCUUCAGCAGCCCGGCCGCCGCCGCCUCCUCCUCCUCCGCUGCUCCCCCCUCGGCCCCCGCCGCCGCCUCCUACGCCCCCCUGAACGCCUCGCCCCGGCGCAGGGUCCCGCUCAGCCCUCUGACCCUCCCCAUGGGCGGCGACUCCAGAAGGCAGCACCCCAAACAGUUUUCGCCAACUAUGUCACCCACAUUGUCCUCCAUCACGCAGGGGGUGCCGCUGGACACCAGCAAACUGCCAGCCGACCAGAGGCUGCCGCCGUAUCCCUACAACCAGCCUGGCUUGCUGCUCCAGCAGAGCCAGAAGCCUCUCCACCAGCCUCAGGCGCCGGGAGGGGCGGCCCCACAGCAAGGGCGGCAGCCGGCCCCCCAGCAGCAGCAGCAGCAGCAGUUCCCAUGCCCGUACUCGGCCUACUACCAGUCCAACUCGAUACUGCAGCACCAGCUCGGGCAGCCGCUGGGUGACUUUGGCCUGGGCAGCUUCGAUCAGUACGGCAUGUCGGAGCACAUGGCGGGAGGCUUUGGAUUCAACAGCAACCCCUUCCCAGAAGACCUGGGUGCCUUAAACUACGCCCAGAGCGAGAACAUGGGCCUGUCGGCGGGAGGGGGAGGCAGCAGCGCGCACGACCCGCACUUAUUCAACCGCCAGAACCUGAACAACUGCAGCCGCCACAGUAACAUCCCCAAUAUUAUCCUCACAGGGGACUCCCCGCCUGGGAUCUCCCGAGAGAUUGCCACAGUCUUGGCGGCCGUGCCCGGCUUUGAGGUGGACUCCUCCUCCCUGGGCUUGGACGAGGACCUGAAGAUCGAGCCGCUGACCUUGGACGGACUCAAUAUGCUGACCGACCCCUACGCCCUGCUGACCGACCCGUCCGUCGAGGACUCCUUCCGCACCGACCGGCUCCAGUGAGGGGGGAGGAGCAGUGAGGAGGAGGCCGCCCGGCAAGGAAGGCGCCGGGGAGAAGCCGGGGCCAACUCCUGCCCCCUGAACUCGGGGGGCGCCGCGGUGCUGGGGCGCCCCCUCGGUCUUUGUACCCCCCGUCACUUGGGUUAUCGGUGGCACUUGGCCUUCCAGGGCCCUCUGGGAUUGGACUCGAUGGAGAACCAGGCGGAGCUGACGGAGGGGGUGGGCCCUCGAACCCAGGGGCAGCGUGGGGGCUUCCAGGGCUGGGGGGCGGGGCGGGCGGGCGGGCGCAGACACAGUUAACAGCAUCGUCGCAGGCAGCCAAGGCAUUGUCGGAACUCGGGGCCCUCAAAGCGGGGAGGAGACAGGCAAAUGGGGACGGCGCGACCCCUAAACCGAGGGAGGGCAGGGAGUGGAUUGGGGGCCAGCAUCUCGUCCCCCACCCCCACAACAGUCCUGGCCAUCUCUUUGGCCGCCCCCCCCGUUUGUGUGUGUGCGUGCGUGCGUGCGUGCACGCCGACAUCUGCACCCAGAGCUAGAGAUGCUGCCCACAGAGCCCAGCGGUGGGGCGGAAGGGGAGGGAAGCACUCUCGUUGGCGGGGGUUGGUUGGGCUAAUCCCGAUUCUUUAAAAAGAGAAAAUCCUGUACAUAAGCCUUCCCUCGAUCCUCGCUGCGCCCCACCCCACCUCCUUCAGCCACUGCGUCCCGAGGCGGGUUGUGCGGGGGGGGGGGGAGGCAGGAAUGGGAGGUCUCUUGUAAAGCACUUGUAACUUUGCAUUCUUCUGUGUUGUGAGGUCAUGGUCCAGAGUCUUGUGUGCGAGUCGAGGCGGCGCGGGCCGCAGGGGGGGCCGCGGGCGCGGUACUGGCCUCGCUCUCUGUCCCCCCUCCCCCCCCGGCUAUGGAGGAGACAAAAAAAAAAAAAAAACCCAGAGUGAUUUUAUUAUUUUUUUUAAAAUAUAUUAUAUGUUAAUUAUAAUGUCAA